AUGCAGAACGAAGGACUCAGCGACUUUGUAGCUACAUUGCAGUCCUUCAAGGAUUUGAAAUCCGGAAUUUCCGGGUCACGUAUCAAAAAACUGACCGCUUAUGCGCUUGACCAUGUGGAGGAAGAGCCGCAGCUAAUGCAGAUGGUCAUAGGCUAUUCAAAGGAUACCGCCGACACCCACAAGCUGGGCUCCUUGUACAUUAUAGAUUCCAUCGGUAGAGCGUUUCUCGAACAGGCCCGUUCGCGGGACGAGUACAUCAAACCAACGGCCAAAGUGGGUUCUUGUGCGCAUGGUGUGUAUGUCUUGGGCGAGGCCAUCCAGGAGCUGUUGGGCGAAGCAAUCAGCAAGAGUAGUGAAGACCACAAGGAAAAAAUCCUGACCUUGAUCGAUAUAUGGGACAGGAGCGGAUUGUUCCAAAAGGGUUAUUUGAAUGCUGUAAGAGCCAAGUGGUUUUCAACCGCUAGAAACAACUCAACCUCUUUACCUGCUGCGGCCCCUCAGCUGGCAAAUUCUUCUGUUUUGCCGCAGGAUCCCGCUAAGAGGUGCAUCGAGAUUCUUGAUAGCUUGAAACCAUCCACUCAAGUUUCUCAGGUUAGCAUUCCCAAUUCUCUAAGCUCUCCAGAUGUCGCUUUACAACACGCGGCUUUGUUUCGACUUUUGGUUGAUAUCCAGCAGCAGCACAGGAGCACGAGCACGACAACGGCACCUAUGGUACCCCCAAUUCCCGCUCCAUCUCAAGUUUCCAGACAGGCUCAGCCGUCGGAAAGUUAUGAGCAACAAUGGACAAGAGAGGAAAGAAGGGAGCGGUACGAUAACUCAUCUAGAAGAAGUAGAUCGCGUAGUCCGCCCCGCAGAGAUCAUUUCAGAAAUUCAGAGGGGCCUAACGCUUCUAAUAACCACCACUUAUAUCCAGGUGAGGAAAACGUUCCGAGCAGCGCUCAUUUUAGGCCGAAACCCGUGUCUCUCGAUCACACGGUUCCUCCAGAACAUGUUAAAGUGUUCAGUCGUACAUUAUUUGUUGGUGGUGUUCCACCCUCUAUGAAAGAGUAUGAUAUUGCUCACAUUUUGCGACCAUAUGGAGAGGUCCAAAGCGUGAUUCUGAAUAGCUCUAGAAAGCACGCUUUUGUCAAAGUUUACUCCAGACAGGAGGCUGAGAAUGUAUUGCACAACUUCAAUAAAGAUGGCUCUUCCCCGCUGAGGACGCGUUGGGGGGUUGGGUUCGGCCCCAGGGACUGUUGUGACUACCAACACGGCUACAGUGUCAUUCCGCUGCAUAGACUUACAGAUGCAGACAAAAAAUGGAGCGUUAGCGCUGAAUGGGGUGGCACGGGUGGCCAAACACUGCAAUCGGGAUUAGCAUUUGAAGAACCAGACAUUGUGGUGGGUGAAGGUGUAUCCUCCAAAGCUAUUUCACAAAAAAUGCCUACUGACAGCGGUAGAAAUGGUCCCAAGUCAGGUAAGCCAGUGAGAGGUCCCUCAUAUAGGAAUUCUCCUGGUGAUGGCCAGUUUUACAGUCAAAUGGCACCACUCCCCGUACAGCCUCAGGCCCCCGUUCAAAAUCAAUAUCCUCCCUCAAGCUACGGAUCGGGUGCCCCUUUGCCGGCAUACGGAGUUCCCAUGCCAACACAAGCAGCUCCUGCCCUAUAUGGUGGACAGGCGCCACCUGCUCAGCAGCGGCAGUUUGACCCAACUGCUCAGUUAAAUUCGCUGAUGAGUAUGCUCAAUCAGCAGAAAUGA
Messenger RNA from Lachancea dasiensis, 1737 nucleotides. The record is from the annotation of a GenBank genome assembly. NCBI's taxonomy places the organism in Eukaryota, Fungi, Ascomycota, Saccharomycetes, Saccharomycetales, Saccharomycetaceae.